AUUAAGAAAAUCAUUAAUUUCUUAUAUUUUCUAAACAAAAACAUCAUUAAUUAUUUACCUAACUACAAUUCAACCAAUAGAAAAAUAGAAAAUAUAUUAUCAUUGGUCAGACAUCAUUAAUUAUUAAUAAAUUUUACAUAGAAAAUCGAAAACGACAUAUAAUUUGGAACAAAAAAAUUUCUUUAAAACGACUUAUAUUAAAAACCGGAGGGAGUAAUAAAUAGCUAAAACAUGCCUCGUAACUGACACGUGUCAGUCUAUACUAAAAUAUAUUGACUUAUUUUCUUAAGUUAUUAUAUUUUAGUCCUUAUCAUUUUAUUUGUUUGUAAAGUGCCUUAAAUAAUUAAAAUUAUCAAGUUGACCAUAUUUAUAACUUCAAAAAUUUAAUAUAAGGGGAUAUAAAAAAAAUAUUUUUUAGUUUAUUUAAAUAAUUAUUUAUCAUAUAUAUAUAGAACAAAGAUAUAAGAGUCUUUUGCCACUUAAUGAAUAAUGUUUUUUUUUAAAUAUCUCUUUAGUGGUGGUAGACAUGAAUAAUUCUUAUACCAAGAAAGUGGGAAAACGUAAUUUGUGGUUUUGAGGAAAAUGUGAUUUACGGUUUUGACGGAAAAACUUAAUUUUGCGAUUUUUUGCAAAAAUCAUGAUUUUACGGUUCUAACAUAGUUUUGGCGAAAAAUGUGAUUUUACGAUUUUGGUGGAAAAACAUAAUUUUACGGUUUUGACGCGAAAACAUGAUAUAUGGUUUUCCGGGAAAAAAAUAUUUCACGGUUUUUGCGGGAAGCGUAAUUUCAUGAUUUUGGGGGAUAUGAUUUUACUACUUUGGCCUGAAAAUGUGGUUUUGCAAAUUUGUAGGAAAAACAUCUUUCUACUUUCCACAUUGGUUUCAGCAUCUUGAUAGACCUGGUGUCAGCUUUUGCUCUUGUACUUCUUAUGAUGAUAAUGCUAUUACCAAUGCUAUUGAGAUCUACAACAAACCCAGUGGUGCCCUUCAUUUUACUGCCUCGAAUAAUGACUGUGGAGUUAGAGAUUUUGACAUGGAGAGAUACCAGCUUGUUAAGCAUUUUUCCUUUCCUUGGCCAGUGAACCACACAUCAUUGAGUCCUAAUGGUAAAUUACUAGCUAUUGUUGGCGGCAAUCCCGAGGGCCUUAUAGUAGACCCCAACACAGGAAAGACGCUGGAAACACUAUCAGGACAUUUUGACUACUCCUUUGCCUCAGCGUGGCAUCCUGACGGAAUCACUUUCUCAACUGGAAACCAAGACAAGACCUGCCGUGUAUGGGACAUCCGCAACCUAUCUCACUCUGUUGCUGUCCUGAAGGGUAACCUUGGAGCAAUCCGGUCGAUCCGCUACACGUCCGACGGAAAAUACAUGGCCAUGGCCGAACCGGCAGACUUUGUGCACGUCUAUGACGUCUCAAAGGGGUAUGAAACAGAGCAGGAGAUCGACUUCUUUGGAGAGAUAUCUGGAAUAUCAUUCAGCCCUGACACAGAGGCGCUCUUCAUUGGAGUAUGGGACCGCACUUAUGGUAGCCUCCUUGAGUAUCAUCGGCGCAGAAACUACACCUAUCUUGAUUCGUUUCUUUAAGCGAAGAAGAGAAGUAUACACAACCCGUUCCAAGGAAUAAAAGAGAGCUCAUACAAAAGCAGAAGCAUAGAAUAUAAUGGAUGUCUUAAAAGGUGUAAAUGAUGUGUUAUGCAAAUGCUAUUGUAGUUACUGUCUUUUUGUUUCCUUUGCCGGCGGCUUGCAUGUUGUUUCCUUGUGAAUUCUGAAGGUUCAAGAUGUGUACAGUAAGUAGUGUUGGUUAGUUGUUUCAAUUAUGAAAACAUCAAUGAAGUUUCUCACAAAAA
Brassica rapa (field mustard) is the source of this 1846-nucleotide messenger RNA. RefSeq lists its product as uncharacterized. Lineage: Eukaryota; Viridiplantae; Streptophyta; Magnoliopsida; Brassicales; Brassicaceae. Gene Ontology annotation, molecular function: protein binding. The record is from RefSeq and is a predicted model, not a curated record.